Molecule: messenger RNA, 1497 nt
Organism: Cheilinus undulatus (humphead wrasse)
Lineage: Eukaryota; Metazoa; Chordata; Actinopteri; Labriformes; Labridae
Gene: pfdn2
Product: prefoldin subunit 2
Exons: 4
Coding region: 49-534 (161 amino acids)
Biological process (GO): protein folding
Cellular component (GO): prefoldin complex; cytoplasm
Molecular function (GO): protein folding chaperone
Source: RefSeq, a predicted model, not a curated record
ACCUCUCUACAUGCUCCCCGGGGUCCUUCUCAGCAACACCCUUCCAAGAUGGCAGCCAACAGUAGCAGCACGGGUAGCAAAUCCAGCAACAGCGCCGGUGGAAAACAGUCCGGCCCGUCAGCCGAGCAGGUGGUGGCAACAUUUCAGAAAAUGCGUCAGGAGCAGCGCAGUAUGGCGUCUAAAGCUGCAGAGCUGGAGAUGGACAUCAAUGAGCACAGCUUAGUAAUUGACACCCUGAAGGACGUGGACCCUUCAAGGAAAUGCUUUCGCCUGGUGGGAGGAGUGUUGGUGGAAAGGACGGUAAAAGAAGUUCUCCCAGCUUUGGAAAAUAACAAAGAACAGAUUACAAAAAUAGUGGAGUCCAUCAACUCACAGAUGCAGUCAAAAGGUCGGGAGCUCACGGAGUACAGGGAACGCUACAACAUUCGAUUGGUGGGAGAGGGGGAAGCAGACGCACAAGGCCAGACGGCGGCGUCUUCACGGGACAACGAGGGAGGCGGGUCAAAAAGCGGAGCUGGUGUUUUAGUGUCAUAGUUUGUAGUUCUAGUCGGGCCUUUUGAUUUCUGCAGAACUGAAAAUGUAGUUGGAGCCAUGAAAUGUUGAGUUUAAUUCAGAUCUUUUUUGCAGUCACUUUUUUGGUAUUAAACACAAAACCAGACAGUUAUACCCUGCUUAUGUAUGUGAAGAUUAGUGCAUGUACAAUGUAAGGUUGUUUGUCUUACAUUUGCCUUUCACUGAGCUGUUUUUUAUUUUUGAACUGCAUUCAUUGCGAGAAUAGAAGCAUACAUUAAACAGUUAAACCAAAUACUUUUUCAGGUCUUUACUUUAGACAAGAUGGAGGUCAUUCAGAUUCCCCUCUGUAGUGUAGAGUUAAGAUGCUACUUUAAGUUUUAAGGUAAAUAAAUAACAUUUCUGAUGGCUAAAAUACAAAAGAUUACAAAAUAAAACAUAGGUCACACUGCUUCUUUAGCAAACCCAUUUUUCAUUUCGUAAGCUUAAGAUUUUUUGACAAAGAACUUAAAAAGAAAAAUUAAGAAAACCUACCGCUGAUUUCACUGGGCCCACAUUAAACUUUGCAAAAAGUCACCUUGCUGAGACAAUUCGGGUCCUAGAUGGCACUUUGACAACAUGUAAUGAUUCUGAAUUAGAGAUUAUAGCAGAAUGGCAUCACUGUGGAUCAAAAAGAAUAUAUUACCUCCAAAACUGUCUUUACAAGUUAGCUGUUUACACUCAAUCCUGACAUAAGAUCAGUUUGCAUUCAGCUGUUACCAUAAAAGGAAGUCAGGGCAACUUAUUCAAAUAAACUUUUUUUGAAUACACUAUAAAGCUUAUAUUCUUUCUGAUCUGUACAACAUGCUGACACUUAUUGUGAUUUAUUUGUACAAAGUCAAUACUGUGGAAAUGCUGUCUAGGACCUGACGUGUGCUGUCCACGGUUUAUGUAGUUGUAAGGACAAAUGUUUUUGUUAAUGUUCAUGGAUUAAAAUUGUCACAAAUA